CAUAGACACACCAAUUACACAAUGACUACAGACAGAAAGCCUAUCAUCAAGGCACAGGACAUGCCAGAGGAUGUACAGAAGCAAGUACUCGAGAUUGCCGCUAAGGCGCUAGAAGAGAAUGAUUUGGAGAAGGAUGUUGCUGGGCAGAUUAAGAAGGAGCUGGAUAAGACUCACGGACACACAUGGCAUGUCAUUGUCGGGAAGAACUUUGGUUCGUAUGUCACGCACGAAUCGGGCUUCUUUCUCUAUUUCUACAUCGGCCCAUACGCCUUUUUGAUCUUCAAGACUGGUUGAGCGUAACAGCCAGUUCUCUGUUCCCUAUAUAUAGGUUUUGUUGAUGUAACUGGUCAACUUGUCUGGUUUCAAGUACACUUGGUUAUGCUCCCCCAUGUGUGCCAUGUAUAGACAGUAUUCAAUACCAUUCUGCUGUAACUGAGUUGUAAGCCAGUUCGUCUGUGUCGGGCUGAGCAGCUCAUCCUCAUAGCUCUGAAUCACAUGCACCUCUAUACUGCUGUCCAAUUUGGAUAUGUCCAAGACUGUGCUGGUGUAAUCGUCGUGUGCCUCGCUAACGAAGCCUUCGUACUCAGGGUACUCCUGCACGAGAGUCUUCAAGUCGUAAAUCCCCUCCACCAGGUACAGCUUGUCAACAGCGAUUCCAUGGCUGAUACAGCACUGUAAGGCGAUCGUUGCACCAACUGAAUGGCCCAGUAGCGACACUUUGGUGGCCCCCAGCUCCUGGAUGAUCCGCUC
Molecule: messenger RNA, 750 nt
Organism: Williopsis jadinii
Lineage: Eukaryota; Fungi; Ascomycota; Saccharomycetes; Phaffomycetales; Wickerhamomycetaceae
Gene: DYN2
Product: dynein light chain
Exons: 2
Coding region: 22-294 (90 amino acids)
Biological process (GO): cilium assembly; microtubule-based process
Cellular component (GO): cytoplasmic dynein complex
Molecular function (GO): dynein intermediate chain binding; dynein light intermediate chain binding
Source: RefSeq, a predicted model, not a curated record